Molecule: messenger RNA, 1718 nt
Organism: Lycium ferocissimum
Lineage: Eukaryota; Viridiplantae; Streptophyta; Magnoliopsida; Solanales; Solanaceae
Product: allene oxide synthase 3
Exons: 1
Coding region: 90-1532 (480 amino acids)
Biological process (GO): sterol metabolic process
Molecular function (GO): heme binding; oxidoreductase activity, acting on paired donors, with incorporation or reduction of molecular oxygen; monooxygenase activity
Source: RefSeq, a predicted model, not a curated record
AUGAUCACUUCUUGCCAUAUCCUAUAUAUAUAUCUCCUACAAACAUAAGAUCACACAUCAAAAACCAAAGAUCAUAAUAAAGAUUAAUAAUGGAUAUUGCCAUUGAUUCUUCAGUUUCUAAGCUUCCUAUGAAAGAAAUCCCAGGUGAUUAUGGCCUCCCCUUCUUUGGAGCAAUAAAAGAUCGCUAUGACUUCCACUACAACCAAGGUCCUGAAGAGUUUUUCAGGUCUCGCAUGAAAAAGUAUGGAUCUUCUAUCUUUAGAACCAAUGCCCCUCCUGGUCCUUUCAAUGCUCCUAACUCCAAAGUCAUUGUCCUUCUGGACGCUGCUAGUUAUCCCAUCCUUUUUGACAACACCCAAGUUGAUAAGCAAAACUACUUCGAAGGCACUUUCAUGUCCUCCCCUGCUUUUAAUGGUGGUUAUAAGGUUUGUGGUUUUCUUGGCACCACUGAUCCCAAACACACCACAUUGAAAGGCCUUUUCUUGUCCACACUAGCUAGGUUGCAUGACAAAUACAUCCCCAUCUUUGUUAGCUCAAUCUCUCAAGUGUUUACCAGCCUUGAAAAAGAAUUGUCCGAGAAAGGAACCUCUUACUUCAACCCCCUCAGUGAUAACCUAUCAUUUGAAUUCAACUUUCGGUUGUUCUGUGAGGGAAAAAGUCCAACUGAUACAAGUCUUGGCACUAAUGGACCAAAAACUGUAGACAAAUGGGUGUUCCUUCAACUGGCUCCGUUGAUAUCACUAGGCCUCAAAUUUGUACCAAACUUCCUUGAAGAUUUGGUUCUGCACACCUUCCCUCUACCAUACUUCCUCGUAAAAUCUGGUCAUCAGAAACUAUAUAAUGCUUUCUACAACAACAUGGGGUCUAUUUUACAUGAAGCUGAGAAGCUUGGACUGAAAAGAGAUGAAGCCUGCCAUAACUUUGUUUUCCUUGCAGGGUUCAAUUCAUAUGGUGGCAUGAAAGUGUUCUUCCCAUCUUUAAUCAAGUGGAUUGGAUCAGCAGGACCGAGUUUACACAGUCGGCUCGCCAAAGAAAUCAGAGCCGCUGUUAAAGAAGCAGGAGGGGUCACUACUGCAGCACUGGAGAAGAUGACGCUGGUUAAGUCUGUGGUGUAUGAGACAUUAAGAAUGGACCCUCCAGUUCCAUUCCAAACUGUAAGGGCAAGAAAAAAUAUAAUUGUCUCAAACCAUGAUUCAUCAUUCUUGAUCAAGAAAGAUGAACUGAUUUUUGGGUAUCAGCCAGUGGCCACAAAGGACCCUAGAGUUUUUAAGAACCCGGAGGAAUUUCAUCCAGAUAGAUUUGUGGGGGGUGGAGAGGCAUUGCUCAGGUAUGUGUACUGGUCAAAUGGUAAGGAGACAAUUGAACCAACUGUGACCGAUAAACAAUGUCCUGGCAAAGAUUUGAUAGUGUUAUUAGGCAGGCUAAUGGUGGUGGAGUUUUUCCUGCGUUAUGAUACUUUUGAAAUUGAAUUUGGAAAGCUCCUCCUUGGUUCAAAGGUGACUUUCAAGUCAGUAACCAAGGCAACAUCAUGAAGUGGAACGACGGAUGUCACGGAUUGAGUCUAUUCGCAAUAAAUAAGAACGCCCUCACAAGAUACAUCUAGGGUUGUUCAAAAUCUAGCUUUCCAUGAAAUAUUGUAUGUUUGAAUUUGUAUGUAAUUUUCUUAUUUAAAUUUGUAUGUGUGGCCAAUAAUUAAAAAAAUCAAUUAUGAAAAAAAA